Molecule: messenger RNA, 1050 nt
Organism: Postia placenta MAD-698-R-SB12
Lineage: Eukaryota; Fungi; Basidiomycota; Agaricomycetes; Polyporales; Adustoporiaceae
Exons: 7
Coding region: 1-1050 (349 amino acids)
Biological process (GO): positive regulation of DNA-templated transcription, elongation; regulation of transcription by RNA polymerase II
Cellular component (GO): nucleus; cyclin/CDK positive transcription elongation factor complex
Molecular function (GO): cyclin-dependent protein serine/threonine kinase activator activity
Source: RefSeq, a predicted model, not a curated record
AUGGGGGCGCCAUCGAGUUCAUCCUCCCAGUGGUUUUUCCCGGUCUCUGCCCUGCAAUGGACACCCAGCAGCACGACCUCCUCAAUUUCGUUAGACAAGGAGCUAUAUGAUAGGGCUCGAGGUAUUGAGUUCCUUUACCGCUUGGGGGUCUCCCUCCAACUACCGAUCUCCGCCAUGUAUACGGCCGCUACGUGGUUUCACCGAUUUUACAUGCGAUACUCUAUGGAAGAUUACCACCGGCAGGACGUUGCAGCAUCCUGUAUCUUCCUUGCGACAAAGACGGAAGAGUGUGGGCGAAAAUUGCGCGAUGUUGCAAAGGUCUUCUACUCGAAGGUUGCCAAAAUAGAUAUCAAUGAUAUUUCUGAUGACAAUAAGGAGCUAGAGACGUAUCAAACCGCUAUCUUAUUGACAGAGGAAGCAUUACUCGAAGCGCUGUGCUUCGAUUUCGUAGUUGACAGUCCACAUGCAGAACUCGUGGAUCUUGUCGCCGCGCGCCAGGACACGGAACAGCUCACCGAGUGCGCUUGGUCGAUUGCGAACGAUACAGCUCGAACGCCACUCUGCGUAUUGUUUCCCUCACGGAUCAUCGCCGCUGCCUGCUAUAUACUCGCGCAGCACGUUAUAGAAGGCCCUCAAUCGCCUUCUCUAGAUAUACGUAUCGCAUCUCCCGCGCCAUCUGCGUCGCUACCCACGCCUCCAUCACAUAAGGUCUUAUCGCCCGAGACAUCCCGGUUCGCCGUGGAGUACUUUGGGUUCAAUGAGGUCGAAUUAGCUGGGGUGGCAGAAACCCUGAACAUUAUUCUGGAGUUCUACGCUGGGCAAGCUGUCAAUAAGUCGGGCGCUCAUCUUACCUCAGUAGCAGCAAUCCCUCCACCAAAAACUUCAUCCUCUCGUCAACCGCUGUACAAUGCGUUCGAUCCGGGCAAUCACCCGCAAAUAACGCAGGGAUCUAGCUCUCAGAACGACUCGAGCGCUACCCCUAAUUCCACGCAUGGAGGACAAACACCAGCCAAAAUUUCCUCGAAAGGGUGGAAACCUGUGGGGGCAUGA